ACCGCGCACUCCGCUCCGUCUUUUUGCUGUCACGGUGCCACUGGGAAGAGGAGGCUCCGACGGAACUGCCGCGCGUCAGGGACACGACCACGUUAUUAGCGACAAGCCGCCGCGGGCGAUGACACUGGCACCUUGAGGAAGGAAUACACGACAAAGACGCAAAAAUGACGGUGGACUUUGAAGAAUGUAUCAAGGAUUCGCCCCGGUUCAGGGCCGGCAUUGAUGAUGUGGAGACAGACGUGGUGGAGAUUGAGGCAAAGCUGGACAAGCUGGUGAAGCUGUGCAGCGGUAUGAUCGAGGCCGGCAGGGCUUACGUCAGCGCCAACAAGCUCUUUGUUAACGGCAUCAAGGACCUGUCCCAGCAGUGCAAGAAAGAGGAAAUGAUAUCGGACUGCCUUGAAAAGUGUGGAGGACGCCUACAGGAGAUCGUCAACUACCAUAUGAUUUUGUUUGACCAGGCUCAGAGGUCAAUCAAGCAGCAGCUUCAUGCUUUCAUUAAAGAUGACGUGCGCAAGUUCAAGGAUACCAAGAAGCAGUUUGAUCGUGUGCGAGAGGACAUGGAGCUGGCUCAGGUGAAAAAUGCCCAGGCUCCCAGGAACAAGGUCCACGAGGCAGAGGAGGCCACACAGGCUCUCGUCCUCAGCCGGAAAGCAUUCAGGCACCUAGCCCUGGACUACGUGCUGCAGAUUAAUGUGCUUCAGGCCAGGAAGAAGUUUGAAAUUCUUGAUGCGAUGCUGUCCUUCAUGCGUGCCCAAUACACUCUUUUUCAACAAGGCUUCAACAUUCUGGAUGAGAUUGACCCAUAUAUGAAAAUGCUGGCUGCCCAGCUGGAUCAGCUUGUCAUCGACUCGGCAGUGGAGAAGAGGGAGUUGGAACACAAACAUGCCCUCAUCCAGCAAAGAACUCUGAUGCAGGACUUUUCCUACGAUGACCCCAAGUUGGAGUUCAAUGUGGAUGCCCCCAAUGGUGUGGUCAUGGAGGGCUACCUCUUCAAGAGGGCCAGUAAUGCUUUUAAGACCUGGAACAGGCGAUGGUUUUCCAUACAGAACAGCCAGCUGGUCUACCAAAAGAAACUUAAGGACUCUUUGACAGUGGUGGUGGAGGACCUGAGGCUGUGCUCCGUCAAACCGUGUGAAGAUAACGAGAGGAGGUUCUGUUUUGAGGUGGUUUCACCCACCAAGAGCUGCAUGCUUCAGGCUGAGUCAGAGAAGUUGAGGCAAGCGUGGAUCCAAGCGGUCCAAGCAAGCAUUGCCUCAGCUUAUAAAGACAUCGCUGACAACUACUACAUCGAGCGCCUGGAUCGCACAGCCUCGCCCUCCACCAGUAGUAUCGACUCAGCAAACGAGCCCAGAGACAGGGGGGAGAAGGUGGAUAAAGGAGUUCGGGCAGGGGGUGAAGGCCUCCUUCAGAGGGUGCAGAAUCUCCCAGGCAAUGAAUUGUGUUGUGACUGCGGCCAGAGCGCUCCCUGCUGGGCCUCCAUCAACCUCGGAGUGCUGCUGUGCAUCGAGUGCUCAGGGAUCCACAGGAGUCUCGGAGUCCAUUGCUCUAAAGUGCGUUCACUGACUCUUGACUCAUGGGAGCCAGAACUACUCAAGCUGAUGUGUGAGUUAGGGAACACUGUGAUCAAUCAAAUUUAUGAGGGAGCCUGUGAGGAUCUCAGGGUGAAAAAACCCGGACCAUCCAGUACAAGACAGGAGAAGGAAGCCUGGAUUAAGUCCAAAUAUGUGGAGAAACGUUUCCUAAAGAAGAUAAGUGGGAGCGAGACGUUGGUGGAAGGUGAAAGGAAGUCGCGACCGUGGACCGUCAAGAGGUGCCAGCGACACAACAACUCAGUUCGAGUGCCGAACAAAGCCCGCAGGAAAUACCAUCGCUAUGAGCCUGGCAGUGCCUCACCUGCGAAUCUCUCAGCAGCAGCUGCAGCCAGGUUUCGCAGGGAUUCACUAUUCUGUCCAGAUGAGCUGGACUCCCUCUUUUCCUACUUUGACACGGGCUCUGGCCCUCGCAGUCUGAGCAGCGACAGCGGGUUGGGAGGAAGCACUGACGGCAGCACUGACAUCCUGGUGUUUGGCUCCGUGGUGGACCGUGUCACUGAAGAAGAAGCGGAAUCAGAGGAGUCCUCCAGUGGUGAGGUAGAAAUUGAACAGGAAGUACCUUCAGACCCAGAGGAUCCCAGGGAGCUCCACCCCGGUGCGUUGCUUCACCGCGCCUCCCGUCUGCACAACUUCCCCCUCAUGGCGGAGGCGCUGGCUCACGGCGCGGACGUUCACGCUCCAAGUGAGGAAGAGGAUGGAAAAACGCCACUCAUACAGGCUGUUAUGGGGGGCUCCCUGAUAGCUUGUGAGUUCCUGCUUCAGAAUGGAGCUGAUGUCAACCAGAGGGACAUGAGAGGGAGAGGCCCGCUGCAUCACGCUACCUACCUGGGACACACUGGCCAGGUGUGUCUGUUCCUGAAGAGAGGGGCGUCACAGACAGAGGUGGACGAGCAGGGGUACGACCCGCUCAGCAUCGCUGUGCAGGCUGCCAACGCGGACAUCGUCACCCUCCUGCGUUUGGCGCGGAUGAAUGAGGAGAUGCGAGAGGCAGAAGCCCCCCUGGGACAACCAGGUCAAUACCCCAGCACGAGCCCCACUGAGCAGCAGUAUAGGAAGUGCAUCCAAGAGUUCAUCUGCCUCACCAUAGAGGAGUUCUAGAGUCUCUAGCCGUAUAGUCCUCCUGUAGCUGCCUCUAGAUCACGGCUUAUGGGCAACGCAAUCCCCCUGAUGGACCUUUUCUAACUCUUGCUGACUAAACUGCCCCCAUGCACCUCUGAUUUUCUGCUAGAAUUCUGCUCACCAUGCCACACUAGCCACAUCAAGUCAAACGACAUCUGCUUGUUGGUUUUCUGCUAACAUCCUCUUUAACCUGUCAUGGGAGGCUGCGGGUGCUCUGUUGCCUGUCACUCCAUUAACCCGGACCAUGCCAUCUCUCCUCAGCCUGAGGUGUAAAUAGUCUCAUUUAGAUAUGGUUCACCAUUAUGAUGUGGCAUGACGCAAACAAAGAGCAGUUGUUUCAUUCAUUAAAGAACAAAAUUACCGUGCGUAUAAAGCGGUGUCAGGGAGGCAUAUACAACUGUGACAAAAAAAGACUCGAGGAGCUUUCAGGGGGAGAAAGCCUUGUCUGCUUUGUAGAGUGAGAGUUGAACAGUAUGCUAGUAUAAUACAUUUCUGUAAAACAAAAACAAACACUGGCAAAAAUGAAGUAUGGACUUGAUAUUUUCAUGUCAACCAGUUCCUAGCAAUUUUAUUUUAUUUAAAUCCCAAAAUAUAACGUUGGUCAAACUUAAUUCUUUAGUGUUUGGCUGACAAAAUACAAAGACUCUUUAGAGGGUGAUGCUCCAUCUCUUCCUGUCGUUAACUUUAAUCCCUUUAUUUCCCAAUGGUGGGCCAUGCAUUUGGUACGUAGGCCUCCAGUGGGGACUUACCCAAAUUAAUGCACCUCUUAAUACCACCAUUAUCACGUUGCAAUUGAUAGAAACCAUCAACACUAUACAAAAACUUAAUUUAACAGCACGCAACUGUGCCACGUACAUCACCUCGAGCAGUUCAGAAUCAAUAUUUAUCUAUAACAUGACAAAAACAUAAGAAAAAUUAAACAAGCUACAUCAUAUUUACCAUAGAAGCUGAUUAUUAAUUGAUUUAAGGUCCAUUUCCAUCAAAAUACUUUUUUUUUCUACUAUUUUAUGCCUAAUAUACAGUAGGUCAAAAUGAGUCUGUGACAUGGUUUGAGUUAGACAUCUCUAUGCGGUUUGUCAAUUAAAUGCAAAAGUCAAACGGCAUAAGGCUUGCAAAACGGGUGGAUUCGAAAUCGCCGUCAUUGUGACGUAGUUUAGUCAAUUAAUAUUUGAGUCUGAGCCCACUUCGUGGUUGCUACAGGCCCACUCAACUCAGCUGAACAGCAACACGGCAUUUCCGGGUUUUAAGUAAGCGAGUCAGCCAUACAAAUACAGUCCAUGUUGUGUUUUACAACAAUACUUAACUGUAGUUAUCUUUUUUUUUUUUUUUAUGUUUUUGUGUUGGAUGUAGCAACGAAGCUUGCAUUCAUUGCCACCAGCAAUGAUCAAAAUGAAAGCGGAUGACAAGCAUAACCUCAAAGUCUCUUUUAAUUUUCAUCCACGUCCGUUUUCAGUUCACGUUCCCUCAUAGUGGGCCAAAUAACAAUGUUUGGUGACUGUGCUUCAAAAUGAUAGUACUACAUCGAAGGAUGUGACGUCCCUAUUAAUGCUUGCCCGCCACAAGCUUCCAGACGCUAGUAGACAAUGGACCAAUCAGAGCCAAGCUUUUUUCCACAUUUAGAUUGGGAAAGAUGAGCAAUCCAAUCGGAGAAAAGCUUAUUUACAUGUUGCAUAUGAAUGAGAAAUACAAACGUCUCAACUGCCAGAGCAAAAAGACCUACCUGAAUAGCUUGAAAAAGGGCAUUCUGGGGAUUUCCAACCCAAAUUAUCUUGCAAACCCAAUAAGGGGAGAUUAUGGAAAGAUUAUUUGAAAGUUUGAUCAAAGGGAACCUUUAAAGUAUACAGAUUGCUACAGACAUGUUUUGCUCGUCAAGCGUGGCUUCCGCUGACCAACCAAUCAGAGGAUGGUAAAGUCUGUAGGAACAACAGAAAUUGUUCCAUUCCUACAGCGGCAAUGUAACUGAAUUUGUAAGUCAAAACAUAUCAUCAUCACAUCAUUUGACAAGAUUAUUACCUAAGAAAAGCUCCUCCUUUACUUCAACAUAGUUCCUUGACGCCAAGAUGCAGCUACAUGGCACCAAAGCAAUAUAUUUUGUUCGACAUGGCUUGGGCCUGAGCACAAAAACAGUGAAUAGGUGGGGUUUUCAGCAAAAAUCAGAGGAUCGGUUCCCAAAAAAUAUCCAAAUGGCAACUAUGUGGGUGUUCACUGUGAAGAGCUUUUAUUUAGAAUUACUAUAAUCAUAAAAAAAUGAAACUAUAGAAUUAACAAUCUCACUUUAACCCCAAUUUGUUUGUUACAUUAUCGUAUGCGGCUGCAAAAGCGACGAACUCCAGGAAGAGAUGUUAACGAGCGGUGGUUGACAUUAUAAAGAAAAGUUAAUGCUUCCUUUUUUUCGAGUGCUAAUACUGUGCACUUUUCCCACCUUCAGUAUUAUAAUUUUAUAAUAUUUUAGUUUGUUUUCAGGUACUCUUGUCUGUUUCUGUCUGUCUGUCUCUUGUUUGUCUUCCCAGAGGAUCCGUGCAAUGCAUUUGCUGAUGCAGUUUAUAAUAUUCUGUUAAUGAUUGUCAUUUUAGUCUUAAAAUAUUGCUUGGAAAUGAAAGUGUUAUGACAGUAUCUCCACAAUAGCAGUCAUAUAAUCCCUUUUCGUCACGCUUUUGGAAUGUGGAAAGGCCUUACAUUACGUUUGACUACAAUAACCAGCAUUUGAAUACAAUAACCAGCAUCUCUUUUUCUAAAAGAGAUUUUCUGAGUUUAUGGAAAUAUAUUUAGUUUAGUUUCAUUCAUUGUUGCAUUCAGUGGUGAGGAGGAGGUGAUAAACUGGUCAACUAUAAGCUUAGUGGUUGGGAUGUGGCAGUCAGGAAGUGCACCAUAAAAUGAUUUACAAUUCCCUUGAAAACAACUGUGCCGCUCACUGCCCUUUACUGAACAUUUACUUCAUGGCUAGAUAACCACACCUGCAUUUACUUGUAAAUACUCCUCCAAGUUACAAUAUCUAUAUCAAUGAGAUUAUGGAGCACAUUUUUCCUACAUGUUUACACACUUUGUAGACUCCAAUGCCUAAUAGCUGACAGUGUUCUCUGCAUGCUUUGUGGGCGAGUCAACAUGACUGCCGCUCCUAGCAUGCUCUGAUAUUUUUCUACGGUUUUGUUCACAUUGUGCAGUGCAGUCCUGUGGAUGAAGCAUGUACCAACAUGACCUCUCUGAUGUCACAGUCCAAAUCCUUUCCACAAGCAGUAAUUUCAUAUUUAUGUGGUUUUAAUUUCCUCUGCCAAAGACUUUUGAAGGGAAAGUGUCUGACCUUGUGUGGUAUUACAGGGUUUUUUUGUUUUUUGUUUUCUUCAAAGUGAAACUGUUUCUGAGUAGAUGCAGCCUCGUCUUACAAUGCUUUGUGAAGUGACAGAGUGGUAGAAACACUGUUGGUGUGCUCACAUGAUCAAAAACAGAACUGAGCUUCUCACAUGGCAAUAGUUACAGACUGCAAGUAGUAUCAGUCUAGGGGGGGUGUGACCGUCACCCUUGAGGAAGUAUUCCAUGUCGUGUCCAUUGUGUGUGUUGACAUAGGAGUGGUAAAAAGGUGCUGUAAAUAGUACACGUGUAUUUGAACUCCAUGCCUCUCUCUCAGCAUUCCAUUGCAGAUAGUGAUGCUCUGAUCUUUUUCAUGUUUGUCUUUUCAUUCUCUUUCAAAAAGAAAUUCUCUUUCAGUUGGACAUCUUGGAAACUGUUAUUCCAUGUUUUUAGACACACUGAGAGAAAAAAAGAAAACAAAUCCAAUAAAACUGAGAAACUCUUCAUGAACUAACCCAGCCUCUACUUGCUUUUAUUGCUUUUGUCCUCUUGCAUUCUCUCAGCAUUGUAGCAAUAUUUAUAAUUUCUCUAAAUUGAUGACUAUCAAUAUUUGACUCCAGUGAUUGGUCUAUGUUGGGAGACUGACAUUUUUAAAAUCUGCUCUAUUAUGUCCAUAUUUUCCUCGAAACAGUGGGUGCCUUCAAAGCAGUCAAAAAGGCUGAUAAAGGUGUGCCGUACCUUUUUUAAAUGCUGCUUUUUACAAUUAAAAUACACAUCAGUACUCAGUAUCGAGUGGUGCAGGAGUUUUAAGCCUGCAGCAGUACCGUGUGCCUUGAAUAAUUCAGUGUCUCCACUUGUAAAACAUUCAUGUGACCUCCCAAGCACUUUUUUUCCCCACCACCAACUAUGAAAUUUUUACUUACUUGCAAGGAAUGUUUUCAACGCUCAUUUUAUAUUCAAGGAAAGACAGCGUGGGAUGAUAACAACUAACUGACAUGUUAUUAUUGCCUCUCUCACUGCAGGGGUUGCCAAAGGCAGCAGAAGGUUAAAAUCCUUACCACGGGAUAGAGUGACAUCUCCCGUGUUGAAGUCUUUCGCGAGUUUUCUCUCCUCGCAUCUC
Phycodurus eques (leafy seadragon) is the source of this 7116-nucleotide messenger RNA. RefSeq names its product arf-GAP with coiled-coil, ANK repeat and PH domain-containing protein 3-like. Gene Ontology annotation, cellular component: cytoplasm. The transcript is spliced from 25 exons. The record is from RefSeq and is a predicted model, not a curated record. Gene Ontology annotation, molecular function: protein binding; GTPase activator activity. Bases 165 to 2690 code for a protein of 841 amino acids. NCBI's taxonomy places the organism in Eukaryota, Metazoa, Chordata, Actinopteri, Syngnathiformes, Syngnathidae.